AUUCCAGCGCUUCAUCUUGUACGCAUUUGCUUAUACCAACGCACCCACAUAACUACCAUCCUACGCCUUUGUCUAUAUCAUACUUCCGGCCGCACAUUCUAUCGGACGUGUCCAAAAUGGACCGCAGCUUGGAUGAGAUCAUCGCCGAACGCCCUCAAACCCAGAGUCAGCCCCAGAACCAGAACCGUGGUCGCCGCCCUCAAGGCCGUCGCCGUGAUGGCGUAAAAAAGCCCUACAGAGAUGACCGUGUCGACCUUGAUCUUGAUUGGGUCCAUGACAAAUUCGAAGACGACAGAGAUGCGCGACCUUCCCGUGGCGGCCGACGUGCUCGCAACGACCGCUACUCGCAGUCCCCGGAACGGGGCACUGGCGGCCCGUCAGGAGCCAAGCUCCGCGUUGAGAACAUCCAUUACGACAUCACAGAGAGCGAUCUCGAGGAUCUCUUCUCCCGCAUCGGACCCCUUCAAAACGUAAGCCUCGUAUACGACCGAGCCGGCCGCUCCGAAGGCCUCGCCUUCGUGACCUAUACACGCAUGAGCGACGCGAGAACAGCGAUCAACGAGUUUGAUGGCGCCAACGCCAAGGGCCAACCAAUCCGACUGGCACUGAUCGCGACCGGCGACCGCGGCCGCCGCGACCGCAACCCCUUCGAUUCCGUCCAGCGCCCCAAAGGCAGCCUCCUCGAUCGCGUCGAGCGGCCCCGCAACGCCCGCAGUCUCAGCCCUGACACCCGAAGCGAAAGCCCGGACGGCGGUUCCCACCGUCGUCGUGGGCGUCGCGGUGGCGCAGCCCGCGUCCGUCGCAGUGACGUCUCCAAGCCGGCCCCCGAACACAUCGAUCGCUACGUUCCCGGCCAGAGCUCAUCCUCUCCGCGACGAGCAGCCCCCAACGGCGGCCGCCGACAGGGCGGUGGAGCCCCCAGGGAAAACAGAGGAUCAGACAGCCGUCGCGCGGCCAACGGCCGGCCGCGAAAGACACAGGAAGAGCUGGACCAGGAAAUGGACGACUACUGGGGCGGAGGAAACCCCGGCGAGACUGCCAACCAACCUGCCGCACCCGAGGCUCCUGCUGCUGCCGCUGCGGCUGCCCCUGCCGCCCCGGCACCCGCGGGAGACGACGACAUUGACAUGAUUGAGUGAGGGGAGGUCAACAAAUUGUGACGAUGAUAGUGAUAUCCGUGUAACAAAUAGGUGCAUGUUAUUGUUGCUGUUACUGUUGCUUGCUCGCUUGCUCGCUUGCUGCUCAGGAGGAUUUGUGGACUAUGCUCGAUCAGACUGGAACGGAAAGGAUAGAUUUUUAUUAUUACUUGCUUACGGCUUGUCACUCAUUUCUGAUGGGAUAUGAAAUGAAUCCGCAUUACUAUCCUGCCAUGUGUAUGAC
Molecule: messenger RNA, 1380 nt
Organism: Aspergillus campestris IBT 28561
Lineage: Eukaryota; Fungi; Ascomycota; Eurotiomycetes; Eurotiales; Aspergillaceae
Product: putative RNA binding protein
Exons: 7
Coding region: 117-1139 (340 amino acids)
Biological process (GO): mRNA export from nucleus
Cellular component (GO): nucleus
Molecular function (GO): mRNA binding
Source: RefSeq, a predicted model, not a curated record